Messenger RNA from Jaculus jaculus (lesser Egyptian jerboa), 957 nucleotides. Its product is annotated as olfactory receptor 2T1. Gene Ontology annotation, biological process: G protein-coupled receptor signaling pathway. The transcript has a single exon. NCBI's taxonomy places the organism in Eukaryota, Metazoa, Chordata, Mammalia, Rodentia, Dipodidae. The record is from RefSeq and is a predicted model, not a curated record. Bases 1 to 957 code for a protein of 318 amino acids. Gene Ontology annotation, cellular component: membrane. Gene Ontology annotation, molecular function: olfactory receptor activity; G protein-coupled receptor activity.
AUGGAAAGAUAUAAUAUGUCCUCUACAGACUUCACCUUCAUUGGGCUGUUCAACAAUGAAGAGACUUCGAACCUUAUAUUUGCCAUCAUCUCACUCAUCUUCCUCACAGCCGUGGUGGCCAAUGGGCUCAUGAUCUUCCUGAUCCGCACAGAUGCUCAUCUCCAAACCCCCAUGUACUUCCUCCUCAGCCACCUGUCCUUCAUUGACAUGACGUACAUUUCCACCAUCGUCCCCAAGAUGCUGGUGGACCAUCUGCUCGGGCAAAGGACUAUUUCUUUUGUGGGGUGCACAGCUCAACAUUUUCUCUACCUCACCUUUGUGGGCGCCGAGUUCUUCCUCCUGGGUCUCAUGGCCUACGAUCGCUACGUGGCCAUUUGCAACCCACUGAGGUACCCUGCGCUCAUGAGCCGCCGGAUCUGUUGGAUCAUCAUAGCAGGCUCCUGGUUUGGGGGAUCUCUGGAUGGAUUUCUUCUCACACCGAUCACCAUGAGUUUCCCCUUCUGCAGCUCGAGGGAGAUCAACCACUUCUUCUGCGAGGCGCCUGCGGUGCUCAGGCUGGCCUGCGCCGACACAGCCCUCUACGAGACGGUGAUGUACGCGUGCUGCGUGCUGAUGCUGCUGGUACCCAGCUCCGUGGUGGCUGCCUCCUACGCGCGCAUCCUGGCCGCCGUCUGCCGCAUGGGCUCGGCGGGGGGCCGGAGGAAGGCCUUCGCCACCUGCUCGUCUCACAUGACCGUGGUCACCUUGUUCUACGGGGCUGCCAUAUACACCUACAUGGUGCCCCACUCUCACCACACGCCCGCCCAGGACAAAGUGUUUUCUGCGUUCUACACCAUCCUCACCCCCAUGCUGAACCCCCUCAUCUACAGUUUGAGGAACAAGGAUGUGGCUGGGGCACUGAAAAGGUCCCUGGGAAGACUCAAGAGCUCUCGGCGAGUGUCGGGAAGAGACUUUUGA